Messenger RNA from Polychytrium aggregatum, 1078 nucleotides. RefSeq lists its product as uncharacterized. The record is from RefSeq and is a predicted model, not a curated record. Bases 51 to 701 code for a protein of 216 amino acids. NCBI's taxonomy places the organism in Eukaryota, Fungi, Chytridiomycota, Chytridiomycetes, Polychytriales. The transcript has a single exon.
AUCGCCCACAUCACUCACAUCGCCCACAUCGCCUGCACACUCCCCCCGCCAUGGCCGACAGCAAGCCCAACGUCGAUAUCGACACGUACCUGCGGCUCGAAAACAACAGCUUCAACCAGGAUGUCGAGGCGGACCGCAUCCUGACGCUGUAUGAGUCGACCAAGAACCCUCUGGAGCUGCUGGAGCUGACGUCGUCGGUCUUCACAACUCUGGCGAUCGACCUGAAGGAGGUCAAGAUCGCCUACCGCAAGAAAUCGCUGCUGCUCCACCCGGACAAGUGCAAGCACCCGCGGGCGCAGGAGGCCUUUGACAUCCUCAAGACCGCCGAGAACGCACUCACGGAUGACGCCAAGCGGGCCGUGAUCGAGGGCUUCCUGCGAGACGCCCGGGACCUGGUCUACAAAUCCCGGAGCAUCAAGUCGACGGACGAGCAGGCGCACUCGCUCGAGGUGGCCGUGGCCGUGAAGCUCCAGUACCGCAAGAUCAUCAAAGAACUGGAGACCCGCGACCAGAUCCGCAACAAGAACGAGAUCGAGCGCAAGAUCCAGCAGGAGCAGACCAAGAUCGAGGAGCGCAAGCGCAAGAUCGAGCACGACAAGCUGUGGGAGGAGACCAGGGAGGAGCGGGUCGGCAACUGGCGCAAGUUCAUGAAGCAGGGGCCCAAGAAGAGAAAGAGCAAAAAGUCUGAGGACGGCAUGUAGCCCUCCGCCCCUUCCUUCUGCAGAAACGACUUUUCCACUCUGCGCUGCCCUUGAUGGCAUCGAUACCGUCGCUGGCCUGCUUCUCCCGCUCGUCUUGCCUGGUUGUCUGCAUGGCUAUCCGCUUGGUUGUCUGCCUGGUGUCUGCUUCGCUGGCCUGGCUUUGGUUGUCAGCAUGGUUGUCUGCUUGGUUGUCUGCUUGGUUGUCGCCGACCGGCUCCCGACCCGGACAUCCUGAAUACCGUCCUCUGCGGUAGAGCACGAUGCUCGCACCCGAGAAUACGACUCCAUGAGGCAUAAGCACUCACCCCGAAUGCCCUGCAUCUCGCAAAUCGGUCCUCGCGGCCUUUGCCAGAACCGGCAUUUCCUUCCUGGUCACG